AUGCCAAAUUGCCUGGGAGCCAUAGACGGUACUCAUAUUCCGCUGAUACCACCACAUGAUGGGGAGGAGCAGUUCCGUAAUAGGAAAAGCUACCACUCGUUAAAUGUGCAAGUUGUGGUGGACUCCCACCAGCGCAUUAUGAGUAUCAGAUCUGGGUUUCCCGGAAGUUGCCAUGACAGCCAUAUCCUGCGGCAGUCAGCUCUCUUUGAACGAUUCGAACGAGGACAAAUGCCAGAGGGCUGGCUGGUGGGAGACGCAGGAUAUGGAUGUCGAUCUUGGUUGCUAACGCCUCUGUCGAAUCCUCAGACUGCGGCCGAGGUUAGAUAUAAUAGUGCACAUAUCCGUACCCGUUCAGUUAUCGAGAGGACAUUUGGAAUGUGGAAAUCCACAUUCCGAUGCCUAUCGAAAACUGGUGGCUUUUUACAGCACUCUCCGGAACUGGUGUCAGAUAUCAUUAUUGUAUGUGCAAUUCUACACAAUAUUGCUCUUGCAAACAAUGUAGACUUGCACAUCGAUGAUGAUCUGCCACCAGAAAUACCGGCACUCCCGGCUGCCUCUGAAGAUUCCUCAGACCUAGGGAACAAUGUCCGUCAGAGACUCAUUCAGAACUAUUUCAGGGAUCUACAAAGAAGGACGACUAAUUAGUUUAACGUUUGUGAUCCUAUCCUGUUGAAGUUG
Rana temporaria (common frog) is the source of this 678-nucleotide messenger RNA. Its product is annotated as putative nuclease HARBI1. The transcript is spliced from 3 exons. Lineage: Eukaryota; Metazoa; Chordata; Amphibia; Anura; Ranidae. Bases 1 to 645 code for a protein of 214 amino acids. The record is from RefSeq and is a predicted model, not a curated record.